Molecule: messenger RNA, 1766 nt
Organism: Aspergillus aculeatinus CBS 121060
Lineage: Eukaryota; Fungi; Ascomycota; Eurotiomycetes; Eurotiales; Aspergillaceae
Gene: cpdS
Product: putative serine carboxypeptidase (CpdS)
Exons: 5
Coding region: 201-1766 (521 amino acids)
Biological process (GO): proteolysis
Molecular function (GO): serine-type carboxypeptidase activity
Source: RefSeq, a predicted model, not a curated record
AUUGUGUAUAUGAGCUUGUCUCGGACGCCAAAACCAGCUUUCAUCUCGGCAAGCGAUGAAUGCUCAGACCAUGAUGUGGGGCCAACGGCUACGAUGUUGCUCAGAGUGUGUCCCCUCACAGUCUCCACGCAGACCUAUAAGUAGGCCGAUGAUCGAGGGCUUGGUCUGCAGUCAAUCAUCACUCCAUAGCCGAUCUCAAGAUGCGUUGGACCACUUCCCUUGCGUCACUGCUGCUGGUGGGCUCUGUCGCCAGCCUGCAGAAUCCCCACCGUCGCGCUGCGUCUGCUUCCCAGCGCAAAGCAUUGGCUCCCCGGUCUGCGUCGACUCCCGCCAGCAGUAUCAGGGAUUACUCGUACCUGACUAACAAGACCGCACGGUUCCUGGUCAACGGCACCGGCAUCCCUGAGGUCGACUUCGACGUGGGUGAAUCUUACGCUGGACUGCUACCGAACACUCCGACGGGCAACAGCAGCCUCUUCUUCUGGUUUUUCCCUUCGCAGAAUGUCAACGCCAGCGACGAGAUUCUCAUCUGGUUGAACGGUGGCCCAGGCUGCAGCUCUUUGGAUGGACUCCUGCAGGAGAACGGCCCUUUCCUGUGGCAAUCUGGCACCUACAAGCCCGUGCCCAACCCGUACUCCUGGACCAACCUCACGAAUGUGGUGUACGUCGACCAGCCCGCGGGCACGGGCUUCUCGCCCGGACCGUCGACGGUCAACAACGAAGAGGACGUGGCCGCCCAGUUCAAGAGCUGGUUCAAGCACUUCGUCGACACUUUUGGUUUGCACGGCCGGAAGGUCUACCUCACCGGCGAGAGCUACGCGGGCAUGUACAUCCCGUACAUUGCGUCCGCGAUGCUCGACGAAGAGAAUGAGACCUACUUCAACGUGAAGGGCGUUCAAAUCAACGACCCUUCAAUCAACGAUGAUUCCGUCAUGAUUUACGCCCCCGCAGCCCGGCAUCUAAACCACUACACCAACGUCUUCGCCCUGAACAACACCUUCCUAAGCUACAUCAACCGUCGCGCCGACGAAUGCGGCUACAACGCCUUCCUCGACGCCGCGAUCCAAUACCCGCCAGUCCACCCAUUUCCGCCGCUCCCCAACAUCACCGACGACUGUUUAGUCUGGGACGAGAUCGUCGGCGCCGCCUACGACGUCAACCCCUGCUUCAACUUCUACCACUUGACCGACUUCUGCCCCUACCUAUGGGACGUGAUGGGCUUCCCGUCCCUGGGCUACGGACCGAACAACUACUUCAACCGCACGGACGUCCAGCGCGCCCUCCAUGUGCCGCCCACCGACUACUCCGUCUGCGGCAGCAACACCAUCUUCGCGGAGGGCGACGCCUCGCCGCCCAGCUCGUGGACCGUGCUCCCGGGGGUCAUCGAGCGCACCAACAACACCCUCAUCGGCCAGGGGUGGCUCGAUUACCUGCUGAUCCUGAACGGCACCCUCGCCACCAUCCAGAACAUGACCUGGAACGGGGCGCAGGGGUUCCAGCGCGACCCGCUCACGCAGCCGCUGUUCGUGCCCUAUCAUUACGGACUGCAGGAAUUGUAUGAUGGCACCGAGCCGGACCCCUACAAUCUGGACGCCGGGGCGGGGUACCUGGGGACGGCGUACACGGAGCGCGGGCUGACGUUUUCGUCGGUGUAUUUGUCGGGCCAUGAAAUCCCGCAGUAUGUCCCUGGCGCUGCGUAUCGGCAGGUGGAGUUCCUGCUGGGGAGGAUUGGGAGUCUACAGCAGCGGGGUGGGUAUACUGCUUGA